Messenger RNA from Styela clava, 1676 nucleotides. The record is from RefSeq and is a predicted model, not a curated record. NCBI's taxonomy places the organism in Eukaryota, Metazoa, Chordata, Ascidiacea, Stolidobranchia, Styelidae.
UAACAAGAAUAUGCCACAUAAAGUAAAUGCUUUAGGUAUAUUUGGAAUCAUUUUAUCAUUAUUAGGUUUUGCAUUGCUUUGCACUAGUAUGUUUACUCCACAUUGGAUAUAUAAUUUAGUCGGAUCCAGUUCUGGGAUUAUUACUGAGUGUGGCAAAAAUGAAUGUUUUUUAUCGGUUACGACGCAAGAUGCGAGGAUAUUGCCAACAAUCAUAUGUUUAAUUCUGGCUUGCAUCCUAAACAUAAUCGGAAUCGUGGUGGGAAUAGUCUCUUGUUUCAAAUCAACGAAGAUAACCUUGAAGGGAGCUAUAGAUAUUGGAGGAGGGCUUGUUGUUUUAGUAGCAAACGGAGUUUUUACGUCGAUGGUUGUUUUAGAAAUUCGUUACAAAAAUGGCAAUCCUGGGUUCAGUGAUUUCGGUUGGUCGUUUUACUCAUGUUGGUCGUCUGGUGCUGUUAUUAUUCUUGCCGGAAUAAUCGAAGCUAAUGGAAGGAGUACAACCCACCAGAAUGAAGAGAUUCAUCCAACUACCAUGCAGGCUCACGUGUUGUAUGUUAAAACUCCACAGGCUCGCAAUGGCACAAUUAGCCAAGCUGGAGAGUAUCAGAUGGCAUUAAUUAACGAUUGAAAAAAACUAUCGUGGAUUUGUAGUGGAGACAACAGAGAGUGUAUUACACUAGGCGUUGGGUCGUAAUAAUAUGGAGAAAAUUAAUCGUUUUGCAUUUUUUACACAAUGAAGUUUUGGCGCUCCUGAAGUAUGCACACCAAGAUGUCGCAUAACCUGAACCCUAACCUGGUACACAUAUUAUGUUCAGGCUGUGCGCCAUCUUGGUGCGCAUACUUCAGGAGGUCCGAAGUUUGUUAUAAUAGGCUAUUCCUGUCAAAUGUUCAUAAUUAUUGAAACAUUUUUAAUGCUUUUAAUAAUCAAUGACGUAGCAAACUUAUCCGUACGAUUUGGAAGUUGUUCCAGGAUUACGUUUUCAAUUUUGUUUUAUUUACCGACCUUUCUAGUAAAUUUACUUCCAAAUUAGUCAUAUACGCCAACGAAUGACAACACAACUCUGUAUGAUAUUUUAUUGAAAAAAAAUUUACCUGACUCAAGAAUAAUCAACCGGCAGGCUUAAUUUUGGUUUCUGAAGCAGGAAUUAAAAACAUAAUUAUGUAUAAACGUUACGUAUGAUCUGAUGCCGACUUAAAUUUUAAUAUUGCGAGAAGUUGUUCAGUUUUACUCAUAUGACACUCGAAAACUGACGGGACCCAAUUCAUAUUUACCAGUAGAGAAAGUUAGGCAAUAUUCCAGGCUAAACUCAAAACCUGGGCUUAGAAUCUUGCAAGUAUACAAAUUCCGGGUCGAAUCCAGUUCAAUGACGUUAUAGGUAAUCAGAACUGCUUUUGAGGCAUCUAUAGUGGUUUGGUAUUGGAUGAAAAGACUUGAAAACAUUAUUAAUAUACCCAUUGCAUUCAAACGGGAGGGUUUAAUGUUUUCUUUUCAUAAUUAACAUGUAUCAAAGCAGAAUUUUUUUCAUGUUUGAUCGCUCGGUUUGUUUGAUUGAUAUCUCUAAUUAAUUCUUUUUUUUAGCCGAAUACGAUAGAAUUCAGUCAUGUUCAAGCAGCAAAUUUCAAUGUGAAUUAUUGUAAUUCGUCUCCCGUUAAUUUAUAGUUUUAUAGAAAUAUCUUAU